UUUGCAAAGAGGAAGGAUUCCCUAGAAGCUCCCACUCUUCUCUAUCGUCUUUAAAAGGCAGGCGGAAUAGCCAGAGGAGCAGAGAGCCUGAGACAAGCACACCCCGGACAACUCCCACGAGAGGCUGAGACAAGCACAAACAUCGACAACUCCCACACUGAGGCUGCGUCCGCACCCUCCAGCAUGAAGGUCUCCGCAGCGCUCCUGUGCCUGUCGCUCACCAUGGCCGCCCUCACCACCCAGGUGCUCGCUCAGCCAGGGAAGGUCCCAACCCUCUGCUGCUUCAGUGUGGCCAGCAAGAAGAUCCCCAAUCAGAAACUGCAAAAUUACACAAGACUCACCGACAGCAGAUGUCCCCAGAAAGCCGUGGUUUUCAAGACCAAACUGAACAAGGAGGUCUGUGCUGAUCCCAAGAAUAAGUGGGUCCAGGAUGCCAUAAAGUACCUGGACAAAAAAUCCCAAACUCCAAAGCCAUAAAUAUUGACUGUUUUGAGACCAAA
Messenger RNA from Myotis brandtii (Brandt's bat), 500 nucleotides. RefSeq names its product eotaxin. The transcript has 3 exons. Gene Ontology annotation, biological process: chemokine-mediated signaling pathway; cellular response to interleukin-1; positive regulation of GTPase activity. The record is from RefSeq and is a predicted model, not a curated record. Bases 184 to 477 code for a protein of 97 amino acids. Gene Ontology annotation, molecular function: chemokine activity; CCR chemokine receptor binding. Gene Ontology annotation, cellular component: extracellular region. Lineage: Eukaryota; Metazoa; Chordata; Mammalia; Chiroptera; Vespertilionidae.